GCGGAGGCUCCGCCCGGCUGCCGGGGGGCGGCGGCCAAUGGGCGCGCGGGGGGGCGGGGCCCAGCGGGAGGCACGUGCGGCCGCGCACGUGUCCGCGUGGGGCCGCCGCAGCCGGGGCGGAACCGGCGCCGGGACCGGGACACCGGGACAUCGCGACAGCGCCGCCGGGACAGCGAUACCGAUACCGGGACAGCGAUACCGGCACCAGGACCGCGGUACCGGCACCGGAACGGGGACACCGACACAGCCGCAGCUGCAGCCGGGAGCAGGCGGCCUCGGCCGGGCAGCACCACAGGAGCCGAACUCGGGGAGAGGCUCUUCCGGGGGGGUCCCCCCUGCCAUGGAGCCCCCCCCAGCCCACACCUGCUCCUGCGGCUCCCCCACCUCCAGCCCGGGGGCUCCCCCCACUGGGACCCCCGCAAAAUCCGAGUGGAGCCGCAAGCGGCCAGGGGGGCCGGAGAGAUCACCCUCCGAAUCGCCCCCAUCACCCCGUGGGGGGAAACGGCCCCGGAAGGGGGAGGGGGGGGACACCUCCCCCAGCGACGGCGAUCGCCUCUUCGCCCAAAAAUGCCAGGAGCUGCGGGGCUUCAUCCGGCCGCUGGCAGAGCUGCUGGAGGGGCUGAAGCAGGGGCGAUACGACAAAGGGCUGAGCAGCUUCCAGCAGAGCGUGGCCAUGGACAGGAUCCAGCGGAUCAUCGGGGUCCUGCAGAAACCCCAAAUGGGUGCCCGGUACCUGGGGACGCUGCUGCAGGUCGAGGGGAUGCUGCGGGUCUGGUUCCCCCACGUCGCUCCCAAACCCCCCCAGGAUCCAUCCCCCCCACCUGCUGCCGCCACUGCCCCCCUCCGCCGCCGCCCCCCUGCCGGCCCACCCGGGGCUCCCCGCUGCCGCCGCCGCCCCGAGGACACCCCCCGCUCCACGGGGACGUCACAUCGGGGGUGCCAGACCGGGACCCCUGCAUCCCCCCGGGCGCCAGAUGCCUGACCCCCCCCCCGAGCUGGGGGGGGGUCUCUCCUGGAUUUGCCUUUUUUGACUUUUUUUUGUAAAAAAUGGUGGACAGUUUUACCUGCAGGUGCGGCCAUCAUGGGGGGGGACCCCGAGCACCCCCCAGGCACCCCCAAACCCCCGGGAGGGGUCGUGCCUUCGCCGGAGCGGAGUCCCCUCCCCAAGGGGGUAGUCGUGCCUCAGUGGCGGGGGGG
Chroicocephalus ridibundus (black-headed gull) is the source of this 1197-nucleotide messenger RNA. It is a transcript of the gene CIART, whose product is annotated as circadian associated repressor of transcription. The record is from RefSeq and is a predicted model, not a curated record. The coding region runs from base 38 to 982 and encodes 314 amino acids. Lineage: Eukaryota; Metazoa; Chordata; Aves; Charadriiformes; Laridae. The transcript has 5 exons. Gene Ontology annotation, molecular function: RNA polymerase II cis-regulatory region sequence-specific DNA binding. Gene Ontology annotation, biological process: negative regulation of DNA-templated transcription; circadian regulation of gene expression. Gene Ontology annotation, cellular component: nucleus.